Messenger RNA from Heteronotia binoei (common prickly gecko), 2637 nucleotides. RefSeq names its product target of myb1 membrane trafficking protein (gene TOM1). Lineage: Eukaryota; Metazoa; Chordata; Lepidosauria; Squamata; Gekkonidae. The coding region runs from base 107 to 1639 and encodes 510 amino acids. Gene Ontology annotation, cellular component: endosome; membrane. The transcript is spliced from 16 exons. Gene Ontology annotation, molecular function: ubiquitin binding; phosphatidylinositol binding; clathrin binding. Gene Ontology annotation, biological process: signal transduction. The record is from RefSeq and is a predicted model, not a curated record.
GGGAGGGGCAGACCGGAGACACACCCCACUCGAUCCCGAGGGGGUCACGUGACGUACUCUGGCGGCUGCGUCAGCUGAUCUCUGCUGAGCUGCGGCCGUGGCGGCGAUGGAGUUUCUCUUGGGCAACCCCUUCAGCUCUCCGGUGGGCCAGCGUAUCGAGAAAGCUACUGAUGGCUCCCUUCAAAGUGAAGACUGGGCCCUCAACAUGGAGAUCUGCGAUAUCAUUAAUGAGACAGAGGAAGGGCCAAAAGAUGCCUUUCGGGCGAUAAAGAAAAGGAUCGUAGGGAAUAAGAACUUUCACGAGGUGAUGCUUGCUUUGACGGUCCUUGAAACGUGCGUCAAGAACUGUGGUCACCGUUUCCAUGUGCUGGUUUCUAACCAGGACUUUGUAGAAGGUGUGCUGGUCCGAACCAUCCUCCCAAAAAACAAUCCACCUGCCAUUGUGCAUGACAAAGUGCUGACCAUCAUACAGUCCUGGGCAGAUGCAUUCCGCAGCUCACCCGACCUGACAGGAGUGGUCGCUGUCUAUGAGGACCUGAGGAGGAAAGGUCUAGAGUUUCCCAUGACUGACCUAGAUAUGCUCUCACCCAUCCAUACACCACAGAGGACUGUAUAUACCUCAGAUUCCCCACCAGGGCAGAACUCACAGGCAGUGGAUGCCCCCCAGGCAAUAGACUCUAUCCUGCACCCCGUGUCCCUGCCAGGAGCUCCAGGACCGUCAGCCGAGGCUCCCAUCACACCUACUCCAGAGCAGAUCGGGAAGCUACGCAGCGAGCUAGAAGUAGUGAAUGGGAAUGUGAAGGUGAUGUCUGAAAUGCUGACAGAGCUAGUGCCAGGACAGGCUGAAACCUCUGACCUUGAACUGCUCCAGGAACUGAACCGGACGUGUAAAGCGAUGCAGCAGCGUGUUCUGGAGCUGAUCCCCCGUAUCCUCAAUGAACAGCUAACAGAGGAGCUGCUCAUUGUCAAUGACAACCUCAACAACGUUUUCCUGCGCCAUGAACGGUUUGAACGGCUCCGCUCAGGACAGCCAGCUAAGCAACACAACAAUACAGAAGAUGUGAACAAUUUGAUUGAUGCAGGACCUACCGCUACACCAGCAGGGAAUGAGUCUGAAGCCCCCAACUCUCUUUCAUCUCAGCUUGCAGGAAUGAAUCUGGGUUCUGGCAGCGUCAGUGCAGGGCUGCAGUCCCUUGAUCAUUCUGGCAGACUGGAAGAAGAGUUUGACAUGUUUGCACUGACCCGUGGCAGCUCCUUGGCUGAGCAACGCAAAGAGGUGAAGUAUGAAGAUCCUCUGGCCACCAAAGGACUAGCUGGAGCCUUGGAUGCCCGGCAGCAGAAUACAGGAGCGCUGGAGCCAGAACCCCCGAUCUCAGAUUGGAUGAUGCAGCAAGGAAUGAUUCCUGUCCCCCAGGCCUCCCUCAUGGAAGAUAUUGAGCAGUGGCUCUCCACUGAUGUCGCUGAGGAUCCGAAAGGGGUCACCAGUGAAGAGUUUGACAAGUUCCUGGAAGAGCGAGCAAAGGUGGUGGAUCGGCUGCCCACGCUUCCCAAUCCUCCAGCUGGGGCCCCUUCCCCUCCAGCUGGCUCCGGCCCUCAUCGGAAGAAAGAGAAGGAAAGUGAUGCGAUGUUUGCCUUAUGAGCCGUCCGACAGACUCUGGUGUGCUGUGGCUGCAAGAGGACCUGUGUGCUGCACUGCUCUCCUCCUCCAUGGGGGGAGGGGGCAAGAGAGGAGCGGGUAGGGGCAGGGCCCCCUCCCUCUCCCCUUUCCUCCUGCCUCCCUUACUAGGCUGCUUUGGGGUUAAGUUAAUCAUUUCUGCAUCUGGGGACAUGAGAGAGAGAGAGAGAAAGAUAAAAGGAAGUGGUGGGAAGUGUUUGCAAAGAUGCCAAAUGCCUUGCCAAGAGGAACUGGGUGGAUUUGGGAUUUCUCCUUUGUGGUUGAAGUAGUUUUCCUCUCUCUCCCUCCCCCCUUUUUUUCAGUGAAGUGACUAAAAGCAAUGGUAGUUUCCUUAUCAGUCCCGCAAGCAGCUGCAUUAUGUUGUCAAACUAAGCACUUCACCUUUUACCUGCUCUCUCUCUCCCUCCCCUCUGUACUUUGCCUUUCCGUGGCUGAAUAGGAAUCAUGGACACUGUUUACAAUUAAGAGAGAGCUGUUUUAAGUAGGGCAAUGAUGCCUGCAAUUUUCUGCUAAACUCCCCCCCCCCCCGAUCCCCCUUCCCUCUUUGGCAAGAACCUCCUGAGUGUACCUGCUGGCAUUGAGCAUACUGCCUGCAGGCCAUGUAAAUUCCCCAUUGCUAGCACAGGUGUCAUUCUCAUGGCAAGGGAGGCAUCCAUGGUACCCAAACCUUCCAAGGCCAGUCUUUGAUGCUAGAACCACCUAAGAGGCAGACUUUUUUGAAAUGACCUCAUAAGACCCAUUGAUCAUGGCUUCUCCUCCCUCUCUGUUGCCAUCCUCUGAUGCUCCACUCUAUAACCCUUCCAUCUUAAAACAGAGGGGUGAUUUUCUUUUUCCUUUUUUCCUGGUGCAUUAGAACACUAUAAUGAAAGAGCAGUUUGUUGGGGGUGAAAUGCUGAAUAUUCCAUGUACCUGGGAGACUUGCCUUUUAUAUUACACUUUAAAUAAAACACCUAUGGACCUCA